Messenger RNA from Thalassophryne amazonica, 5384 nucleotides. It is a transcript of the gene lrmp, whose product is annotated as lymphoid-restricted membrane protein. Gene Ontology annotation, cellular component: endoplasmic reticulum membrane. The transcript has 40 exons. Lineage: Eukaryota; Metazoa; Chordata; Actinopteri; Batrachoidiformes; Batrachoididae. The record is from RefSeq and is a predicted model, not a curated record. Bases 72 to 4616 code for a protein of 1514 amino acids.
CGCCCUGAAGAUUUCACCUCCUCCUCGUCCUCCAUCCUGGGAACGCGACCUGCAACCCUGCCGUCGGCAGCAUGGAAUUCUACUCUCCUCAGCUGCCGCGUCGCCACAACCCAGUGGACAGCAUGUGCCGAAAACUGCAGGCCAUCCAGUGGCGCGGUGACCGAGAGCCUCAUUCACCUUUCCAGAUUCCCAAACUGUCCUCCAGCACUUACGACAGCCUGCAGUGUGGCCUCCAGCACAAUUUGGAAGCCAUCCUGAAGAAAGAAGGCCCCCAUGGACAAGGAGCAGCGCGGGAGAGAAGGACUCCCACCUCUGAAGCUCCUCUGAGGGGCAGCAUGGCUCAGUCUGUCCCCCUUUCCAUCCCGUCCACUCCCAAACCAGCAAACAUUACAUACACCAUAACUGGCACACUAGGAGAGCGACAAGGGGCUGAUGGGAGCGAUGCACGACAGAGUAAGUCCUUGCAGUGUUGUUCAACGCCAACAGGCUGGUCCAAGGACACCCCUUUCUUCAGGUUCACACAAGGAUCCCAGAUGGUACAGUCUGAAAGCAUAAACCAGAGCAGGAGCCCCCCGCGGACUCGCACCUUCUCCUACAAUCUCAACUUCUGCGUGGCGGACUCGGGAAGCUCGAUGGCAUCUGACCUGCCCUAUCCGGCGCUGGUUGUCAAAAGGCUGUCAUUGGGAGAUGGAGGCUCCACGCUACCCUGCGAAACCAAGGAGAAUAUGGCAGAAGUCAGUCUGAUCUGUGAGGAGGAUCUGCUCGAUACCAUUUUCCAUGCGUGCGACACGCAGCGCCGAGGUAAGGUGUAUGUGUCGCGCAUCGUGGACUACCUGCGACACACCACCAGUCGAACCACAGAAGACAGUGGACUGGAGGAGCUUUGUAACAUGCUGGACCCAGAACGUAAAGACGUCUCCAUUGACCUGGACACUUAUCAUGCCAUCAUGAAGGAAUGGAUCGAAGACUGCCGCAACAACGGGAAUGAACCAGCAGAUGAUGUGACUCGGGACUCGUUCAGACUCGGAGAUGCCCUGUCUGUCAAAAGGUCCAUGCUGCUCAACAUGACCUCUGGAAGCCUGGAGGCCUUUGGAGGAGAGGCAUCCAGAUUAGAGUUUGAAACAUCAGAGCUGGUGCACUGUGUUGCCGAUCUUCAGCUGAGCAACCGAAAGCUGGAGGAGGAAGUAAAGAAGCUAAAGCAGGUGGUGGAGAGCAUGGAGGACAACAACCAGAAGCUGGCCGAGGAGAACGAGGAGCUCCGCAACCAGGCCCAAGUGAACCAGCAGCUCAGCCAGAAACAGAAGAUGCUAAAGGAGGAGGUGGAGGAGAUGAAAGCGACUCUGAGCUGCACAGAGGAAGGUCGAGCGCGUGCAUCUGCGCACAGCAAGCACGUGGAGCGAGAAAACCAGAGUCUUGUUGCCAAGAUUGCGUCUCUUCAGGAGGAGAACUUCAAAGUCACCAUGGAGACGGACGAGCUUCAGAAGAGAAUAGCAGAGCUGUGUGACAUCAACGCUGACCUUCAGGUGCAGAUUGACUCCUUUGAUGCCAUUAUCAGUGAAAAGGAAGUGCAGAUUCUCGAGAAGCACGAGCAGAUCGAGGAGUUGAAGGCAGCGGUGGAGGAGUACUCUUCUGUCACAGAGCUCCUGAGGGCAGACAAGACCAAGCUGGAGAACCAGAUGCAGAUGAUUCACCCAGACCUGGCGGGAGCUGAUGGACUGACCCUGUCCGUAGCCUAUAGACUGAACCAGUCCGACUCAGGGUCCCUGCAGACAGAACUGGCUCUGGCACAGUCACCACUAGAGGUCCACCCCAGAGUUGAUCAUUUGGCCUCCACGCUGCGCUUUGCCUCCCCGUUGGAUGAGACCCUGGACAGGGAGGUGCUGCUGCUCCUGCAGGGGCCCAGCCAUGAACAUGCAACUCUGCAGUUCAAAACCCUCUUAAGCAAACUGAAAAAGAAUUUCAAAGAAGACACAGACUCCAUCCUGUCUUCAGUUCGAGGCCUGCUCGAUGACCACACACAGCCAGCGGGUGACACAGACAAAAGUCUUCAGACGGUGCAGGCUCAGCUGGAGGUGAGGCGGGCCAACUGGACUCUCAGCCUGGACACGCUGGCCCAGCACACAGAAUCCAUGGAGAAGGAGUUGAUUAAAAUGGCCAGUAACAUGAGGAGGUCCCGCACGGAGAUUCUCCACCUGUCGGUCAGAGUGCAGGAGCAGGAGAACCAGAAGCGGCAGAUGUAUGAGGAGCUGGAGCAGCUAAAAGCUCCUCAGGAUAGCAGAGAGGCUUCGUGCCAGAUGCCUGCAACAGAGGACAAGCUUAGAGAAGAUUUGGACUUGGACGAGGAGUUCGCUCUCCAGGAUUUCCUGAAAAGCGAACAGGCAGAAAGAAACUGCUGCGUGCACGAGGUGCAGGCAGACAGCAGGCUUGAAGACACUAAAGAUAAAAUGAGAGACAGCUUUGAAGAGGACAAGUGGGUGACUGUGGAUGCUGGAGAAGGGAAAGACACAUCUACACCUCUACCUCCAGACGUAGGAGAGGAUCAGUCUGGACAGGGUCAAGAAUCUGCAGCCUGUGAUGACACAGAGCCGGAGGUGAACUGUCAGCCUUUGGAGGAAGAAGCGGUAGUGCCGCUGAGCGCCCACUCACAAGCUGUCAACGUUGGACACACGGAGGCGGACGUUCUCCCUGAUCCGUCCCACUCGGAGAACAACAGUGCAGAUUUAAAUAAGACUUCACAGUCUUGUCCUGGAAGUCCAUCCCAAAGUGUGAGCAGAUCAUCUGAACAAGACCAAACUUUCACACCUGGUCUCGGCCCUCAAACAGCGGAGAUGGUUCCUGCUGAACGCACGCCUCCUGGAUCCGAAGUGGCAGUUACAAAGAGUGAGAGCCUGCAGCCGAUCAGAGAAGACUGCAAAGGACGAGGAGCAGAAGAGAAAGCGGGACAGGCCAAGUCGAGCCCUGGAGUCAUGAACCGCAGUAAGCGACUGAGUCAGGACCAGUCAGACAGCUCAGCAGCAGAGGAGAGCACAAGCCUUCUGCCCGUGUUGGAGGAAGAAGGUUUGCAGGACGGCACCACUGAGGCUCCAUCAGUCACGAAGAGCAUGGCAGGUACAAACCAGCUCACCAACAGCGGAAUGAGCAGCUCUCCUCACUCUGCACAAAAAACGUCCUUUUCUCAUGCCGCUCAAUCAGGGACCAGCAAGACCAACCUCCUGCUCAAUAGCAAAAAGGAACUGGAGUUCUCGCGCACAGUCGCAGCCGCUGCAGAGCACAAAGUUCCGGUGGAGCAAAGCGAGACGAGCACAGCGGCCGAGAAGGAAUCUGAGACGUCUGUGGUUUCUGACACUGAUGACAGCUUCAGCGAGGACCGGAGCAGCCUGUCGCCCACUGACAAGGAGGUUGAGGAAGAGUUCCAGCAUCUGGCACUGGGCUUCAAAUGCGACAUGUUCACCCUGGAGAAAAGACUUCGGCUGGAGGAAAGGUCACGUGACCUAGCGGAGGAGAAUGUCCGCCGGGAGGUGUCCAGCUGCCAGGGCUUGCUGCAGGCACUCAUCCCUCUGUGUGAGGAUGACAACCAGUCCAUGGAGAUCAUCCAGCGGCUCCAAAAGAACCUGGACAUCCUCAUCCAGUCCAUGACCAGGGUGUCGAGUCGCUCCGAGAUGCUGGGAGCCAUUCACCAGGAGAGUCGCAUCGGGAAGGCGGUGGAGGUGAUGAUCCAACACGUGGAGAACCUGAGGAGGAUGUACACCAAGGAGCACGCUGAGCUGCUGGAGCUGCGGGAGACGCUCAUGCAGAACGAGAGGUCGUUCGGAUCCCAAACCGAAAGAGAUGACUUCCGUGGAAAGAAGCAGUCGACAGCACAGUAUUACAAGUCUACAGGCCGACGGGUCAGCAUAGCGGCGAUCCCUCGCGGAGGAAACGUGCACUUUGACACGGAUGGCUUCAGUGCUGAACCUGAGAGACUGAACCGGCGGUCAUGGAACGCGGCAGGGAAGAGCGUGGCGCGCCCUCCGCUGAAACGCUUUGUUAGCUCUGCUGCCUGGGUCGACGCCGAAGAGCCCUCUUACGUGACGACGGGGAGUGAGUACGUCCACUGUCACUCAACAUCCAGGGAGCUGGGGGAGGAGCCGACGAUGGCGAGGAGGCGGUCCAGUCUCAUGGAGCUCGGCCACAAAUUCGUCUCCCUCAUUCUGCCCCAAAAGACGAGUGAUGUCUGUCGCUCAACACACGGGCAGCUGGGGGAGGAGCCGGAGACGCCGAGGAGGCGGUCCAGUCUCACAGAGCUGGGCAACAAACUUGUCUCCCUCGUUCUGCCCCAAAAGACUCCGAGCGCGUCAUCCAGCCCGUCGACAGCCGAGCCAGUAGUGGCCCAUUCUCUGUCCCAGAGCCUCAGCACUUACCGAGCCGCUGCAGCGUUAGCCCAAAGUGGGAGGGGCCUCUGGCUUUGGUUGGCCAUCGUGGUGCUCCUAGCAGGCCUCCUGGCACUGCUGGCUAGUCUGGUGAUGCAGCCCACAGUAGACGCCUCCCCUGUGACAACCAGGGACUCCUGGGUGACCAUCCAGCAGCUGCUCUGGCCCUACAUCGGGCUGCAGCAUAACGGACAGCCCCCCGUCUAAUCCCCUGAGAGCUGGAGGCGCAUGGUGCCACUGCCCUUCAGACCUUUGCAGAGACAAUCGAUGCACUGAGACACUGAAGAUUGUGGUGAAGAGAGAAGACUGUACCACUGCUGAGCAGGAUGUUUACUGGUGCCUGAAGUUCUUCUUCGACAAAUGUAUGUUGGCUGAACAGGUCAGACCUUGAGAGGAUCAUUAACCCUAUAGAGGAUUUUAUGCAUCACCACUGUUUGCUGAAGUAGUUUGUGUUUGUGUAACUAUUGUCUGAGAGAGAGGAGGCUGGUAAAGUUGGUCAUGAAUGCUGUUGGGCUGCUCAACAUCCUGAACACUUCAGGUUUUCAAAAAAUCAGGCGUUUCCAGUAAUUGGACACAUAAUGUUAGAAGUUGAUCAGAAUAAUGGCCAUAACAUUACGUGACUUUUUAAAAUCACAUUUCAAGCACUUAAGGUCACAAGAGACUGUUUGCUUUUGUAAUGCAAUUGAUUUUCAUUCAUUUCCCUCAGUGUUGCUGAGGAUUUUUUUAAAGAUGUAAAACACUGAUAAUAAACCUUAAUUUUAAGCAUUUAAAAUGCUCUAUUUAUGAAUAUUAGUUUUGAGUGAGUGCAACAUGAAUGUUUAAGUUAAGAAUCUAUAUUGUUGUGUUCUUAACACCAAAUGAUUUUUAAUUUUUCUCGACUUCUUGCUGUGGUUGUCAGUUUUCAACUCUUUUUCUACUGUAUGUUCCAGUGAAAAUACAUGAAACUUUUUGCACAAAUAAAGUAGCUAAUUCUCA